Colias croceus (clouded yellow) is the source of this 2212-nucleotide messenger RNA. Its product is annotated as Bardet-Biedl syndrome 2 protein-like. Gene Ontology annotation, cellular component: motile cilium; membrane; ciliary basal body. Lineage: Eukaryota; Metazoa; Arthropoda; Insecta; Lepidoptera; Pieridae. Gene Ontology annotation, molecular function: protein binding. Bases 32 to 2164 code for a protein of 710 amino acids. Gene Ontology annotation, biological process: non-motile cilium assembly. The transcript is spliced from 11 exons. The record is from RefSeq and is a predicted model, not a curated record.
AUAAAGUUAAUAUUUGAAUUUUGAACUUAUAAUGCAGAUUAGUGCUGUACAGCCAGUUUUCAAGUUAGAAUUAAAUCAUAAAGUUACGCCUGGGAUAAUUAUUAUAGCAAAAUAUGAUGGCACUCACCCAUGUUUAACGGCGGCAGCAGGCUACGACAAAAUCAUCAUACACCAUCCACACGGUAUUGUUGGUGGUAGGGCCCAGCGGUCAGAGGCACACGCCGAGGUAUCAGAGCUAAAUCUAAGCCAAGCUGUAAUAGCACUUGCUGCAGGUGCACUAAAAGCCGAUUGUACAAGGGAUAUCCUACUUAUUGGAUCUCCCACCCAAAUAUUAGCCUAUGAUGUCCACGACAAUACGGAUUUAUUCUUCAAAGAAGUACCAGAUGGCGUAAAUGUUAUUUCUACUGGUAGAAUUGGUAAAAGUACGGAACUGCUAGCGAUAGUAGGUGGAAACAGUUCAGUGUUGGGUUUGAAUAGUCAAGGGGAUGAGAUAUUUUGGAAUGUUGUUAGCGGGAAAGUCUCCGCUGUUUUAGCAUUUGACUUCGACAAAGAUGGCGAGAAUGAGCUUCUCAUUGGUUGCGAAGACUCAUUUAUAAGGGUGUUAAAAAAUAACCAGUUCAUAGUAGAACUUCCUGAAACAGGACCCGUGUUGUGUUUAUCGCCCAUAACAGAAGUGAGAUUCGCGUAUGGAUUAGCUAAUGGGACCAUUGGUGUUUAUGAGGAGGGGAUUCGCUUGUGGCGAGUAAAGUCAAAACAAAACGCAAUCUCACUGCAAUGGUCAGGCGAGAGUCUGGCAUGUUGUUGGAGCAACGGUCGUGUAGACUGGCGCGACAGUGGCGGUCGAGUGUUGAGGCGAGUGCAACUGCGCUCGUAUGCUGCAGCUAUGUUACUCGCUGACUAUAGAGCUGUUGGCGCUCCCGACCUGGUCUGCGUUUCUGAUAAAGGCGAAGUUUUGGGCUACGCACCUUUCUCAGAAGAUUCUGGUUUCAACGCUUCAAAGAAAUUGGCAUCUGAAGAAGACAGACUCGCAAUUACUGAGUUAUUGAGCAAGAAACAGGCCUUGAUGGUGGAGCUUCAGCAUUAUGAGGCUAAUACUGUCACGGAUAGUCUUGAACCUAGUCGUCCUGCGUCAGCUAUGCCAACUAACACUCGCUUGCAAGUAGCUGUUACUGCGGAUACUGAGGAAGGCUGCAUCCAGCUCCCAAUAUCAACAAACAACGAAACAGUCGUACGCGCAGCCCUUGUACUGGCUGAGGGUGUGUUUGAAACGGGCGAGACACUGGCGCGACACCCGCCGCCUGGCCGUUUGCGACCCAUACUAUACAUACCGCUGCGAUCACCUAGAGAUAUACCGGUUGAUGUUCAUAUAAAGGCACUAGUAGGAUAUCCAGAUAGUGAACAAUUUCACAUAUUUGAGUUAACAAAACACCUACCUAGGUUCUCAAUGUAUAAACUGGCUGAAUCAACAGUAAGGGUUGAUUCAAACAGUUACGUAACAUUUCGAAUCACAGAGAGGGUCCAAAGAAUAUGCAUUUGGUUGAAUCAGAACUUUCUUCUUGAUGAAGAAUUGGAGCUAGAAAAUGAAGACAGUAAAGAGUUGCAUGUAAACUUUCUUUGUCUUAGGGAUAGAAGUUAUCUGGGCAUGGAUUUUGAAGCAAAUGGCCAGGUUACAUUUAAAACAGGUGAUAUAAGGUUGGCAGGGGAUUUGAUACAGAGUUUAGCUGUGUUUUUAAACUUAACUGAUUUACAGUCUACUGCCCAAUUUCCUAAGGCAGAAGAAUUACUGAGGUUGGAAAUGAUGAAUGCAUCUGAAGUGGGAGAAACAAGAUCUCGUUUGGCUGCUGAGAGUGCAGAAAAAGCCCAAUUGAUUACUGCUUUACUACCAGCUGCAAUAGAUGCGGCAUCUUAUGACUUAAAAGAAAUGUUGAAUCGUUAUAAAGAAGUAAUGCUUCUUAAUGAAGAGCUGUUAACUGGAUGUCAUAUUCGAAGAGCUUCGCAAGAGCAAACGAUUACGUCUCUAAAAAAUCUCCACACUAUUUUGCAACAAGGAGCUCGUUUAAGAGUGGGCAAGUAUAGCAAAGCAGCUGUGGCCGCUUGCAGAAAAGCAGUACAAGAGAAUAAUACUGAAGCUCUUAUUAAAAUCCUACAAGUUGGAGAUGCAUGAAAAAUAAGACAAUAAUUAAGAAAAUAAUUUAUUUCAUUCACUGUAUUA